Molecule: messenger RNA, 2157 nt
Organism: Bursaphelenchus xylophilus (pine wood nematode)
Lineage: Eukaryota; Metazoa; Nematoda; Chromadorea; Rhabditida; Aphelenchoididae
Source: the annotation of a GenBank genome assembly
AUGGCUUGCGAUCAAUUCCAAGAACAUCCCGCUAAUGUCCAAGUAAGUGAGUCUAGUGGAUUAUUCAAAAUUUAGGAAAAAAAUUGGAAUGUAGAUAAUUGGACAAACGAAGUGUUCAAGUUCGAACGGGAUACGCUGAUUAAAAAUAAACUUGGGCUGAUUGUGAAUAAAAGGUGAGACUUAAAACAGGAUCAUCAUCCCGGUUCAGAUAUGAAAUUGUGCAGAGAAUCGAUGCCGGUGCCUUUGGCGCUACUUAUAUCGGCGAGGACUUGCACAACAACAGGCAACGAGUGGCUGUAAAAUUUGACACUGGCAGGCCAGAAUAUAAAAAAUGUAAGUCAAGAUGACAAUAGCAGAAAUAUUACGCUCCAUUUGUAGCUAAACGGGACGAAAAUCAUCUAAAAUACGAGUUCGAGGUAUAUAAAUCAGCUUUGGUAAGUUACUGAACGAUUUCAUUAUAGGAGGUGAUUUAUAAAUUUGGCUUUUUCAAGCUUCAGAAUUCAGUCCAAAGUCAAGUUUGGACUAAUUACGGCGGAUCUUGCCCAAAGUAAGCGUAAAAUUUUACUCGAAAGAAUGCCGAAUUCAGUCCAAACCAUGAAUUUUCGGUGCCGCUUUUGGCUGGAUUGAAAAACAAAAUUUACAAAUCACUUCCCAUAUAUUCUCUCUGCUUAGUAUGAAGACGGAUACGAAGCGAUCGAAGGCUAUGCCCAGGUCUAUUGGUUCGGUUAUCAAUAUAAACACAACAUCCUUGUCAUGGAAUUGUUGGGCGCUUCUGUGGCAUCCUUAUUUAACUUCUGUGAUAGGAAAUUUGGAUGGCAAACUAUACUUUCUUUAGCACAGCAGAUGCUCCAACGAAUUCGACAUCUCCAUUACAGAGGGUUUAUCCAUCGAGAUAUUAAACCCGAAAAUUUUUUGAUGGGUCUUGAUCAGAAGGAGACCACUUGUUACUUGAUUGACUUCGGGCUGGCCCGACGAUAUCGCUAUCGGAACUCAGAAGACCGUACUCUGAAGCAUAUACCCUUCAGAAGAGGGCGUUCUUUUAUUGGCACAGCCAAAUAUGCAUCCAUAAACAGUCAUCGGAAUAUGGAAUUGGCGAGGAGAGAUGACAUCGAGAGUUUGGGCUAUGUCAUCAUCGAAUUAAUUAACGGAAAUCUGCCCUGGAAGAAUAUUUGCCGACGGCAUCAGAUUAAUAAACAGCAGACCUAUCAACGGAUACGGAUCUCCAAAGAGCAGGCCAAUUGGAAGGAGAUUUGCCCAUCUAUGGCCGAAUUUAUGAAGUACAGUAAAGAGCUCAACUUCUCGGAAGAGCCUGACUACGACAAGAUUCUAUUCAUGUUGAGGAAAGGACUGUCGGAACAGCCUUGCAACGAAUUUGAAAUUCUGGGCCCCAAAUGUGACAAUUGCAAAGCACAGGAGCAGAAAUCAGCCAAAGAUAACGUCGACGCCGUUGAUGCGCUGACAAGUCUAAUCGCGGCAACAUCGCUUAACACGGGAUGUCCCACCGUUCGGGGAGUGUACAACGUUCCAACAUCCUCCCAAUCGAAUGUUGAACCAUGCCAUCAGAAUGUCCAUUCAGAUGUUAUAAAGACCAAUCUGAGUGCUCAGACAGAAUUAAGAACAUCUGUAUCCCCUGCCUCGUCAAUGAAAACUCGAGAAGAGGAAGAAACGGAGUCCGUAUCCAGCUGUCAGAACUGCAGACAGCAUCAGCGACAAUACUUUGACCAAGAAUCAGUUGGAGGGCUCAAAUUGAGCUGGCAGAUUUGGAGGGACAGCAAUCCCGAAAAUAGGUUUGAAUAUGAUAACAGAUUCGGGUAUGUUUAUAUUAUUUUUUAUCUGAAUUUGCUUCUUGGCACUAUUUAUUUUGAUUAUCUUUUCAGAUGGACCUUGCCCAUGGCGCCUCAACCAGGGCAAUUGCCGCCCAUCGUUCCUCCCUACCCUCCACCUAACAUUAAGAAAACGGCUUGGGUGAACGUCUACACGAUCCCUCCCCCAUCAUUUCCGUUUCCUCCUCCUUCUCAGCUCUACGCCCCUAUAAAUAUUUGUCCCCCAUUUUUUCCUGCCGGUAUAAUUCCGUCGCACUUUAAUGGGCCUCCCCCAUUCCCACCACCGUUCUGUGUGGUACCCCGUCAUCCGGGUACUCCCUUCGUGCCGACUUAA